This is a messenger RNA of Guillardia theta CCMP2712, 738 nucleotides long. RefSeq lists its product as hypothetical. Bases 1 to 738 code for a protein of 245 amino acids. NCBI's taxonomy places the organism in Eukaryota, Cryptophyceae, Pyrenomonadales, Geminigeraceae. The record is from RefSeq and is a predicted model, not a curated record. Gene Ontology annotation, biological process: nitrogen compound transport. Gene Ontology annotation, molecular function: transmembrane transporter activity. The transcript is spliced from 12 exons. Gene Ontology annotation, cellular component: plasma membrane.
AUGGGCAGGCUCGACGGGGCUCCGCGCGCCUUCCGUCUCCCUCCUCUGGACCUCGCGUUGAACCCCGUGGUCGCGUUCUUUGCGUUUGGGAUCAUUUGGGCUUUCAUAGUGGCGUGUAUCGCGGUUCCUGUUGAGUUUUCGGGACAGAUAUGGUGGUGGAAGCGUCAGAUUCUGUCGACUUUCCUAUGGCUCUAUUACCUCUGCGAGAACGUAUGGGUCAUUUUCAUUAUAUGGCUGUGCUACUCGCGGUGGGGCACUUUCACACUCGGGGAGAGCCAGAGGGACACAAGACCUGAGUACUCGGACAUCUCCUGGUUCCUGAUGAUGUUCUCCACGGGUAUGGGAAUAGCUCUUUUCAUGUUCGGAGCUUCAGAGCCGAUCUACCACUUAGAACAGUCCGUGAGAUAUACCGCCAUGGGCCAGUCUUUCAUGUCGUACAACCUUGCAUCGAAAGAAGCUCUGAUGCUAUCCUACUUCCAUUUCGGCAUUCAUGCUUGGGUCCCUUUUGCACUCGAUUACAUCUACGGGUGGUUGGGAGAUUUCAUUGACAUCCUUUCCGCUCUUGUCUCCUUUGUCGGAGUCAGCACUUUGGUUGGCUUUGCGGCCAUUCAGAAAAUUCCGUACAUCGGAAUUGAUGGAAAGGAGAUUCAGAAUUACAAGACCCUGAUGGUCAUUAUCUGGGCCCCUUGCUUCCUCGCUGUCUUGUCACUGUCUGGGGUCAUCGGAGGGUCGAGGUGA